This is a messenger RNA of Cavia porcellus (domestic guinea pig), 2533 nucleotides long. RefSeq names its product myelin basic protein (gene Mbp). Bases 95 to 1033 code for a protein of 312 amino acids. The transcript has 9 exons. The record is from RefSeq and is a predicted model, not a curated record. Lineage: Eukaryota; Metazoa; Chordata; Mammalia; Rodentia; Caviidae. Gene Ontology annotation, molecular function: structural constituent of myelin sheath.
AGUUCGCGGCCGGCCGGCUGCUGCAGGCCCAGGCGGGUCCUUCGGCCGGGCAGGCGGCGGCGCAGCGCGCUGCUGAGGAGCCCGUCGGUCCAGGAUGGGAAACCACGUGGGAAAGCGAGAGCUCAGUGCCCAGAAGGGCAGUAAGAACGGUGAAGCUAGCAGAAGAGAAUCUGAAGCAAAGCGCAACCUUGGUGAACUUGCAGAAGACAAUGAUGUGUUCGGAGAGGCAGAUGCGAACCAGAACAAUGGGACCUCGUCUGAGGACACAGCGGUGACAGACUCCAAGCGCACAGCAGACCCAAAGAAUGCCUGGCAGGGUGCCGACCCAGCUGACCCAAGGAGCCGCCCCCACUUGAUCCGCCUCUUUUCCCGAGAUGCCCCAGGGAGGGAGGACAACACCUUCAAAGACAGGCCCUCUGAGUCCGACGAGCUCCAGACCAUCCGAGAAGACACUGCAGCAGUUUCCGAGAGCCUGGAUGUGAUGGCGUCACAGAAGAGACCCUCCCAGAGGCACGGAUCCAAGUACCUGGCCACAGCAAGUACCAUGGACCAUGCCAGGCAUGGCUUCCUCCCAAGGCACAGAGACACAGGCAUCCUUGACUCCAUCGGGCGCUUCUUUGGCAGUGACAGGGCUGCGCCCAAGCGGGGCUCCGGCAAGGUACCCUGGCUAACGCAGAGCAGGAGCCCUCUGCCCUCUCAUGCCCGCAGCCAGCCUGGGCUAUGCAACAUGUACAAGGACUCACAUCACGCAGCAAGAACGACCCACUAUGGCUCCCUGCCCCAGAAGUCGCAGCGGUCCCAAGAUGAAAACCCUGUAGUCCACUUCUUCAAGAACAUUGUGACACCCCGCACACCUCCUCCGUCUCAAGGAAAGGGAGCCGAGGGGCAGAAACCAGGAUUUGGCUAUGGAGGCAGAGCUGACUACAAAUCCAAGGGAUUCAAGGGGGCCCAUGAUGCCCAGGGCACGCUUUCCAAAAUCUUUAAACUGGGAGGAAGAGACAGCCGCUCGGGAUCUCCCAUGGCAAGACGCUGAACCCCUUCCCGGUCCCUCCAGAUCCUGUCCUCAGCUUCUUAAUAUAACUGCCUUAAACUUUAAUUCCGUUUGAUUAGCUAGUUAGCGCAGAUGACCUGUCACCUAAUCACGUUGAGUUGUGCACACAGUGGGCCAGGCACAUAGCAGCUUACUGGAAAUUUUUAGCCGAAAGUUCAAUAGAGAAGAGGAAAACAAACCUGGUGAGACUGUUUCAUUCUGGUGGAGAUGGAGGCUUCUCGGGGCCCGCCCUGCACCGUGCCCCACGCGCGUCACUCCACUUCGCAGGUCCCAGUGCACAGAUGCCCCUCCCGGCUCCCCACCCCAUCCUUGGACUUGUUUUGUGCCUCGCGGGCACCCCUCAAGCUUUGCCGACACUGCCAUUGAGACACACCGCCAUGGAACCAGAGGACACGGACGCGGGGCGACUGUUAUGAUCCAGGCUUCUUUGUUUUCUUUCCCUGCCAUUCUCUCACCUCUUAGAGUACAUUUUAUUUUUCCUAACAGGAUUAGACAGUCAGGGAGUGGCUUCGACAUGAGGGAGCUUUCGGUAUGUGGACGCGGGCUGGGCAGCUGUGAGAGUCCAGUGUGGGGCAGCGCAGAGGGGGCUGCAGGCUGGCUGCCCCCACGCCCCACCAGCUGAAUUCGAGCGUGGCAGAGGGAGGGAAAGGAGGCAAAUGGGCUGGGCGAUGGCCCCCAAAGGGGAACGGGAACUGUGGGAGAUUAGAUGCUAAAGAUGUCGCGUGUGUGGCUUCCGGAUGGCACUGUCACCCUGCACAGCGGCCACCUGAACAGCCACUCUCAAGAUUUCCGUUUCCCCACCAGAGUCCAGGCGGCGAGUCCAGGGAGAUGGCACAUCUCAGAAUGGGACUGCAGGAGUCCUCUGGAUGUCCUCAUGGUGUCAUCUGGUCACGUCUUGGCGUUGGGUGUGACCACCAUCCGUAGCUCACAAUGGCAGUGUUCAUCGGCAUACACUAACAAGCAGUAAAAAGAUAAUGUCCUGUCCUACAAACGACCUUCCUUAGUGAAUGACCUUGGAGAACACCCCUCCUCGAAUCACUAACAAAGACGCAGGGCUGCAAGAAGCCUCUGAAUUGAACUUCUAACUUCUGCUGCCUCCUCGUGUCUCUCACUAACCCACUGACACUUGCCUUUUGGUUUAGUUCGUGUUCAGAAACUGCCAGAGACGCCCACACUGGCAUCAUUCUCUCAGAGAAUGAAGAUGAGGAGUAAAUAGUCUACACAGCGCCAGAAUGCAACUUCUUAAUCCCAUUCUAAUUCCAAAUGUUUAGUGUGGGUUUAAAGUAAUACCUAUUAAUACAUUAGAAGAAGGGAACAAAAUUCUGGAAACCCUCCAAAUUUUCAAAUGAGCACUCGCCCCCUCUGUGCUGAGUCGGCUGAGUGAACUCACCUGUGGCUGUGUCCAAGCAGCAGGGGCUGCGGAAUGGGCCCACGGGACCACAUACUGCUCUUGGAUAUCAAAAUAAAGUAAUAAACUUGUAA